Messenger RNA from Closterium sp. NIES-67, 1905 nucleotides. NCBI's taxonomy places the organism in Eukaryota, Viridiplantae, Streptophyta, Zygnematophyceae, Desmidiales, Closteriaceae. The record is from the annotation of a GenBank genome assembly.
UAAAUUCCAGAGUACAGCAUCUUCCUGCUUCCACAUUCCAUCGCUACCACUACCACCUCUCCAGAUCUCUAUACACAUCAUCAUUUCUCGUAUUUCUUCACCAUAGGCGAUUCACUGGUGCUCACAUGCCUACGCUGUCCAGGCUUCUAAGGGUGUCGAUAAGAAUGGCUCCCAGCCCCCGCGCCAUCAUGGCAUCGACUCCUCCAGCCUAUUCUAGCGUCUCAGGGAGUGGACAUUGUUCAACCAGUGUUGCAGCACAAAUGAAUCCUUUAACUUAUUCGGCAUGGAGCCAGGGACCUCACGACAAGUUGAACGCCCCUACAAACGAAUACGGGAACAGUGUUCUUCUUUUAAAAGAAUCAAUGUCGAUGAGACAUUCAGAGGGAUCACGCCCGGGAAUACCUAUGCCAGAGGAGGCAUUCCCAUCGUCUUCAGGCUAUCUUCCCGUCAGCCCAUCGACUCCUGAGUCUCGAAUGUUCUACACAUACUAUGAGGCCACGGAACCGUCAAGACCGCUAUCGGAGACUCCACUUCUUCUCUGGCUUAACGGCGGUCCGGGCUGCUCGAGUAUGAUCGGAAACUUCUAUGAACUUGGUCCCUGGAAAGUCGCUGUAACAAACGAAGACAUUGAUAGCCUUCGCCUGGAAAGAAACCCCUGGGCUUGGAACAGGAGGUACGGCCUUCUAUUCAUUGAUAAUCCCGUUGGCACAGGGUUCAGUGUCGUCAUAAGCAAUGAGGACAUUCCUCAAGACCAGCCAACAGUGGCAAAGCACCUCUUUCAUGCCCUCUCAGCAUUCUUUGACAUGCAUUCAGGCCUGUGUGACCGUCCAUUCUUUAUUACCGGGGAGUCAUAUGCUGGGAAGUACGUGCCUGAGCUCAGCUGCUUGUUGAUGGAGCAGCAGCAACGAGGCCAAGGCCUUCCAGUGAAAUUUGUAGGGAUGGUCAUCGGGAACGGCUUCACAGAUCCUCGGACACAGGUGCAAGUUCAUGAGCAUGUUGCAAGGGCCUUCAGCAUGCUCACUGAUCAGCAGACAGACUAUGUGAGGGAAGAAGCCAACAGGGUUGUUCAACUUAUUGACAGGGAGGAAUGGGAAGAAGCGCAUUAUGCACGCACAGCCCUAUGUGAAUGGAUUGAGCACAAAGCAGGAAUCCCAACGUUGUUGGACAUUCGUCGGCAUGCCAAGUACCAUGCCACACAGGGCGGAGUGGAGUAUCUUUCGUUGUUCCUCAAUCAGCCCCAUGUCAAGGAAGCCCUCCACGCUGAACCAAGUGCCACCUGGGCUAGUUGCAAGCCAACAAUUCGCCGCCAUCUUGCUCAGGACACAAUGAAGAGCAGCAAGCCAGCAUUGGAACAGGUUCUUGCAGCAGGUGUCCCUGUGCUGCUGUUCCAGGGCUUGUUUGAUGCGAAGGAUGGCCCUGCCAGCACAGAAGCCUGGAUGCGCACUCUGUUGUGGAAAGAUGCAGAGAGCUUCUGGGAUGCUGAGCGCACGGUGUGGCUUGUGUCUGGAAGGAGAGAAGGGUACUGGCGACAGUAUAAGAAUUUGACUCACGUGGUGGUGACUGGCGCUGGACACCAAGUCCCUGCUGACCAACCUGAGGCUGCAGCAGCCAUGAUUGAGACAUGGGUGGAGCAGCAAAUUUCACGGAAGAAGCCUAUCUCACAAGUGCAGACUGAUCGUCAGCCCUUGACCGUUGAGGUUGAUCAGACUGAUCAGUUUGAGCUCACCCUAGAAGCUGCAAUGGCCCCACUGGACCACAGUGCUGAUGUUCAAGUGAACAUGCGAACACGACUCUAGUGUGAAUGGCUAGCCUCGCUAUUUAUAUUUAUAUCCAACUUGUAGCUACAUCACAGCUUGCUUCUAUGCAAUGCAGCAUCUACAUUGCUAGGGAUGAAGUAUCUCCACA